Dendronephthya gigantea is the source of this 2506-nucleotide messenger RNA. RefSeq names its product putative N-acetylated-alpha-linked acidic dipeptidase. Lineage: Eukaryota; Metazoa; Cnidaria; Anthozoa; Malacalcyonacea; Nephtheidae. The transcript is spliced from 17 exons. Gene Ontology annotation, molecular function: carboxypeptidase activity. Bases 67 to 2328 code for a protein of 753 amino acids. The record is from RefSeq and is a predicted model, not a curated record.
CCCAGCUUCAACAGAAUCGUGAAGACUUGUCAUAACCAUAUUUACGGCAAAAAUUUGAAAGCAGUAAUGGAUGAAAUGUUCUUUCAUCAGCCUCGACAACACGUUCUUGAUCAUCACGAAACGUUGCAAUGUAGAGUUGAAACAGAUUCGAAUAAAAAGAAAGCGAACUCGAAGCGAAUUAUUAUUGUCUGGGGCGUGGCCUUUUUCUUGGUGAUUUUCCUGGCCGGUCUUGGCUUAGGAUUCUGGAGUUGUAAUCUUAAAAAAGCGAUAAACAAAGGCGGGAAAAGGGAUAAAAUCAAAGAGAAAAAGACGAUGUUUCGACACCAAGAUAUUGCCGAGCUAAUUGAUAGAACACGAAUCGAGAAAAAUCUGAGGAAUCUCACACAACUUCCCCACAAUGCAGGUUCGCUGAGAAAUCGCGAACUUGCCGAGUACGUGAGAGACACAUGGCAGAACGAGAAUGGAAUCGAGUCGAAACUGAUCCGCUAUAAUGUUUUGCUGUCGUUUCCAUCAAAAGACAAGCUCAGCGCAGUGCACCUGAUCGAUGCCCAGGACCAGGUGGCGUUUACGACGCAGGUGACGGAAGAAGCGCUCGAAGCAUCGGAACGACAAAAGGAUAUUUUACGGCCUUUUGCGGCAUAUUCUCCCUCUGGGAACAUCACGGCAGACAUGGUAUACGUGAACUAUGGCAGGCACGAGGACUUUCAAUAUCUGUUGAAACACAACGUCAGUUGCGAAGGGAAGAUAGUGAUUGUUCGAUACGGUGAAAAUUUUCGAGGUGACAAGGUCAGGUUAGCUCACAGUUAUGGAGCUCUUGGGGUGGUCGUUUACAGUGACCCAGUCCCUAACGCCGACACUUAUCCGCGCACAAAAUAUCUCCCGUGCACCGGAGUACAGCGAGGAGCAUUUCGAAACGCGAACGGUGACCCCGAAACACCCGGAUAUCCCUCAAUUGAUGGCGUUUACAGAGUGGAUAAAAGCAAGCAAAGUCUUCCAAGAAUUCCAGUCUACCUAAUAUCGGCAUGUGACGCGUUGAAUUUCCUUGGAAAACUUCGAGAAGUUAUCCCUGCACCUAGUGCUUGGCAAGGUGGAUUGAAUGUUUCUUACAACAUUGGACCAGGAUUUCAGGAUGCUUACAAGAGAUGGAAAGUGCGUCUGGAAGUCUACAAUGAGGAAAGGCGGGAGGAUGUCUACAACGUUAUUGGGAUUAUACCAGGCCAGCUAGAACCAGACCGCCGUGUGAUUCUCGGGAAUCAUCGUGACGCAUGGGUAUUUGGGGGAGUGGAUCCAAGUGGAGGUACGGCAUGUUUGAUGGAAAUUGGCAGGGCACUCGGACUAGCAAUGAAAAACGGAUGGAGACCGCGUCGAACAAUUAUGCUCACCAGUUGGGGAGGUGAAGAAUAUGGAAUGAUUGGAUCAACAGAAUAUGUUGAGGAAUUCUUCCAAAGUCUCCGAGAAGAGGGAGUUGCGUAUUUGAACAUAGACUCACCAAUACGAGGUAAUUUUUCUGUCUUCGCAAAAUCAAGUCCUAUGCUGUACGACGUGCUCUACAAUGCCGCGAAGAAGGUGAAGAAUCCUGUGAAUAACGAUGAAACGGUAUUCGACCAAUGGCGGAGAAAUCUCCCAUCUAGGAACAAUCAUCCUAGGGUGGAUGACAUCGCAACAGGAAGUGAUUACGUUGCAUUUAGCCAACACGUUGGCAUGUCCAGCGCAGAGAUCAGAUAUGUCAGCGCAAAGGACAACUUCGGAUAUCCCGUAUAUCAUUCUCUGCACGACACUUUUCACUACGUAAAAACAUUCAUCGACCCAGAAUUCCACACGCAUCGUGCAAUUGCGCAGGUCGUGACGCACUCUUUGCUCGCGCUUGCAGACGACGAGUUCUUGCCGUUGAACGCUACCAAGUUCGCUGAACGAAUUAGUUCCGGAAUGAGAGCAUUUCUCGAGAAAUAUGGAACAGUACUGACGAAAUUCAACAUUACAGUUGGAUAUUUAAAACAAGCAAUACGGGAAUUUAAAAUGGCAACGGUUGAACUACAGAAGAAAAUUAAAGAAGUGAAUAAACGAGACGUGUUGACAGUGCGCAUGCUCAAUGACAGGCUGAUGCUAUUGGAGAAAGGUUUCAUUAGCGGAACGCACGUGUUUGGUCGUCAACGAAUGAGACACGUUUUGUUUGGAUUGGACAGUCAAAACUCUUACAAGACCGUGCAGUUCCCAGGAUUGGUUCACGCGUUGAUGCAAAAGACGCCAAAUAAAAAUGACAUCGAAAAGCAGAUGACAAUAUUGAUGUCUCAUAUUUACAACGCUGCAAACUAUAUAAAACUUCUGUAAAUAAAAUUUGAUGUACUUUGAUAUUGGAUUAUAGUUGCUAUGAAACAGAAAUUGGUGUCCUUGAGACACUUCAACUUUGAAUAUAGGAGGUGUAUAUGCAUGUAUUCAAAGAAUGUCGACGUUGAACGUUUAACUGGGGCACUCAUUGCAUUAAAUUGUUUGUUUGCAGAAGAUUCCU